ACCCAUUGACUUAAGCGAGGAGAUCCACACGGGCUGGCCGACUGAUAGUACGACCAGAGCUGAGGGUGAGACAGCCAGCUGGAGAUCGUUUUUUGUUAUAGACUUCGCAUGGUUAACAAACGUGAUAUAGCUCUGGAAAUUUUUAUCCCAGACCGAAUCAGUUAUAUCAGUGCUUUUCAACCUCUUGCAGACCAAACGAAAGAUAUAGAGAUAAAAAUCAUUUUCAAGACCGCAAUUCCUUAAACUACGCCACCGAAUAAACUGGAUUCAUUUUAUUCAGUUUUGGCAGCAUCGUGGCUUUUCCCAAAGUGGCAUGUUCGAGGACUAAAAGAGACCGACUUGAACUCCUACUUUUAACACAAAGAGGAUUCAAUGAAAAUGUCCAUCUGUGUCCAUGAGAAUCGCAAGUCUCGGGCCAGCACGGGCUCCAUGAACAUCUACCUGUUCCACAAGUCAUCCUACGCCGACAGCGUGCUGAUGCACCUGAACGCUCUGCGGCAACAGAGGCUCUUCACCGACGUUCUGCUGCACGCCGGCAACCGCUCCUUCCCCUGCCACCGGGCCGUGCUGGCCGCCUGCAGCCGCUACUUCGAGGCUAUGUUCAGCGGCGGCCUGCUGGAGAGCCAAGCCAGUGAGGUCAACUUCCACGACUCCAUUCACCCCGAGGUGCUGGAGCUGCUGCUGGACUACGCCUACUCCUCCCGUGUCAUCAUCAAUGAGGAGAACGCCGAGUCACUGCUGGAGGCCGGAGACAUGCUGGAGUUCCAGGACAUCCGGGACGCAUGCGCCGAGUUUCUGGAGAAGAAUCUGCACCCCACCAACUGCCUGGGCAUGCUGCUGCUGUCAGAUGCCCACCAGUGCGCCAAGCUGUCGGAGCUCUCCUGGGGCAUGUGUCUGAACAACUUCCCCACCAUCUGCAAGACAGAGGACUUCCUGCAGCUGCCCAAAGACAUCCUGGUCCAGCUGCUUUCCCACGAGGAGCUGGAGACGGAGGACGAGAGGCUGGUGUACGAAUCGGCCCUCAACUGGGUCAACUACGACCUGGAAAGGAGGUACUGCGACCUCCCCGAGCUGCUGCGCACUGUGCGCCUGGCCCUCCUGCCCGCCAUCUUCCUCAUGGAGAACGUCUCCACCGAGGAGCUCAUCAACAAGCAGGCCAAGAGCAAAGAGCUGGUGGAUGAGGCCAUCCGGUGCAAGCUGAAGAUCCUGCAGAACGAUGGUGUGGUGACCAGCUUGUGUGCCCGGCCCAGGAAGACCAGCCACGCCCUCUUCCUGUUGGGCGGCCAGACCUUCAUGUGCGACAAGCUGUACCUGGUGGACCAGAAGGCCAAAGAGAUCAUCCCCAAGGCCGACAUCCCCAGCCCUCGCAAGGAGUUCAGCGCCUGCGCCAUCGGCUGCAAGGUCUACGUCACGGGGGGGCGAGGCUCCGAGAACGGGGUGUCCAAAGACGUGUGGGUCUAUGACACGCUGCACGAGGAGUGGUCCAAGGCCGCGCCAAUGCUUAUCGCCAGGUUUGGACACGGCUCAGCGGAGCUCAAGCACUGCCUCUACGUGGUGGGCGGGCACACGGCCGCCACCGGCUGCCUCCCGGCCUCCCCGUCAGUGUCGCUCAAGCAGGUGGAGCAGUACGACCCGGCCACUAACAAGUGGACCAUGGUGGCUACGCUCAGGGAAGGGGUGAGCAACGCGGCGGUGGUCAGCGUCAAACUCAAGCUCUUCGCCUUCGGUGGCACCAGCGUGAGUCACGACAAGCUGCCCAAAGUGCAGUGCUACGACCCGCUGGAAAACUGCUGGACUGUGCCAGCCACGUGCCCGCAGCCCUGGCGCUACACUGCUGCUGCCGUCCUUGGCAACCAGAUCUUUGUCAUGGGAGGAGACACUGAAUUCUCUGCAUGCUCCGCUUACAAGUUCAACAGCGAGAACUACCAGUGGACUAAAGUGGGCGACGUCACAGCCAAGCGCAUGAGCUGUCAGGCGGUGGCCUCUGGCAAUAAACUCUAUGUAGUUGGUGGCUACUUUGGUACCCAGCGGUGCAAAACUCUUGACUGCUAUGACCCCACACUGGACACCUGGAAUAGUAUUACCACUGUGCCAUACUCGCUUAUCCCCACUGCCUUCGUUAGCACGUGGAAACAUCUUCCGGCGUAAGCUCCUCUAAGAUUGUCCUGUUGUUGCAAUGCAUCUGCUGGAUUUCAACUGUGAACACGCAUACAUUUAAAGUCCCUGUGCAGUCAAGAAAACACAAAUACAAAAAAAUAAAAUGCUGUCAAGAAAACCUAUUUUCUAUAAUAGGUAUACAGACGAAGGUGCAAAAACAAAGGUAGUUGUAUUGUUAGCAUUACAUGUAACAUACAAAUUAUAUGAAAGUGAGGUUUCGAGUCCAUUCCUGCUCAAACAACUGAACACUCAUUUGAGAAGGAUAUCACUGCAUGCCUUUUAUUGUUUUCACCCACAUCAAAACCUAUUUGUACCAGAGCACCUAGCUGAACAUGCCUUGCAUUCUGCCCAUUAAUUAGCCGCAAGACCGAUGUUAAUGACAAAUGCCACCGGGAUUACGUGGCACAUUUGAAGCCUGUGUCUUCAGACUAAUUGCACGGUGUCUGCACAGACAAAUGUGCCACGCCUCGCACUGCGCCGUCCUCUCUCAGAGCUUUGAGUGGCUGCACAGGGACUUUAGCAUUUAGCAUGAAGGAUGGACGAUUGAAGUCACGGGUGGACGGGUAUGAGGCCAAAGGGAGCCGCCGGAGGACGGCGCUCUACGGCGGAGCGUGAAACGGACGCGCCGGAGCACCGCCCCCUUCCCUUCCACGCUUCGCUCGUCUCUGCGGCUCAUCUUUGGGCGCGUAAGCGUUACCCCGAUCGCAGGCGAGCCAAACCACGUCUGAGCGACGGCUGUUGAUUGAGGACACUUGUCACCCUUUAUUCGCCCAGCAAGGAAAGGAUUUGGGACUUUGGGAGAGGUGGUUUUCUCUUGAAGGACUGAGGGUAUUCGUGAGCAGGCCUUCUUUGAGUUUGAGUGGAACCUGCCGGCGUGGUGUGAAGUUGAGAAUGGCCGGGGUGCCAGCAGCAGCUGUGUUGGGGAAGAGCGGGGUCGUGUCAUGACAGGUUUGCCUGAGUGAAGCUACAGCUGAAGCCCCUUGAGAGAACCCUUUCUGUGGCCUGGGGGGAAGCACAUAUAUGGUCAUAGCAGGGAGACUCUGGAGGUGGGAAACGCUGGGAGGCAUUGAGAAGGACCUUUUUCCAAACCAACACUUUAAAAAAAAAAAAGGAACUUGUGAAAUGUUUUUUUUUUUUAUUAAUGCAGAAAUGGAAUGCUUGUCUUAAGACCUGGCUUUAAUGUAUGUUCUAGCUUUUAUUUAUAAGAAGAAUCUGUGUCUUUUCACUUUCUUUUAUUUUAUGAACACGUUUACUUUUCGGGAUGAAACGUUAUUUAUUGUUUCACGGCUUGUAUUCUUAUCGAAGUCCAUGCUUUGUUUUGUACCACGCAUGGCUCACUGUGGCCCGUUCUGACUGGGCUGUUGUUUUGCACAUUUUGAGUUUCUCUGAAGUGGAAACCCUUUUUGGGGGGAAGAGGGAUACGAAGCUAAUUGCUGCCUUUCCCCCUCUCUUGCAUGGCAUGUGAUUGCAGUGACGGGUCAGUUAAACGUGGGGGCGUCUCAGGAGUGAUCCAACUGGAAUUUCUCUAUGCGGUCAGAUAACCCAGAGCGUAAGUGGCAGGUUCUCGAGUGGGAGUUAAUGAGAAAUUGACUGGAUCUAAAUUAAUUCUAGGUUGGGGUCUGGCCUCCCAGGAUAAGUGCUUACCUCAACAUCAUGUCAUAAUAUUAUCAUAAUAUCACCAUCUGUGCCAAAAUAUUCAGACCCAAACUCCCUGGUGUCCAGCUGAGGUAGAUACAAAGCAAAAACAAAAUGUGGAAUUAGGGUAUGUCUGAUUUAAAAAAAUGGCCAGUAAUUUUCUUAUGGCUGGAUCCAGAGAUGAUGCAUGCCAACUGUGGAAGAAGGCCGCAUCCGUUUGUAACACAAGGAAUGUAACGAAACAGAUGUCUUAGGAAACAGCUGUGAUGUGUUAUGGCUGUGUAUGUCUGAGUGUCACUGCAGUUUAAAAUGAGUCAUAUGACCUAUGGUCGCUUGCGUGACAGUGAAUACGGUUCUUCCCCUGUUUAAUCCAACUACAAUUUAUAACUUAGGGUGGAUGUACCAUUAAUUGUCAGCACAGAUUGUCAUUGAUUUACAGAACGGUCCAUGAUUAAAGGAAGAAAGGAAACAUUUGGGUUUUUAAAUAUAGCCUACUACAUAUUAUCAGUUUUGCAGCAGUUUUGUCAGCCUUGGCACAAAUUGUGAUAUUUACGAAUGAGCAAAAAAAUGGAAAUAUUCAGCAACCCAGAAAGCCUCAGUUGAGGCUGAAAUGUUCAAGCCUAGUGUAAUUAUGAAAUUUAAUAAACGGUCCAAAUGAUAGCAGUAAAUUGUUUAGCAGUGAUUCUCAUUUGGCUUUUGCGAUCAUUAAUGUAACAUGUCUUAUAAGUUUGUCUAGUUCAUGGUGAAAGUGAGAUUCAUCACCCAGUUGUAAUACAAGUGGCAAUUUUUGAAGGGCUUCAGGAAUUAUUUGCGGUGACUUUGCUUUGCAGUAUGUAGAUUUGCCCCCACCCCUCUUAAAUGGGAGCGUAGCUUACUCCAUCAGGGAAGCCUGUGCUGUGGAAUUGAUUGGGAAAUUCUGUCUCUGGCAUUCCACAUGUGCGCAGUCCCCUAGCUCUGACCCCAAAACCAUUCACAGCACACUGCACUUCAAAUCCUCCUCACCAGAUAAGAGGCUUCUUCCCAUUUAGGCCCAUGGUUACCGUAGAAACAGUCAACAAUGAGCGCCCCCCCCCCCUUUUUUUUUUUUUGCAUAAUUUUUGGGGGUCAGACACCUGCUUGUUUAAGACCAAUUUGAGAUGCUCUUUCUCUGGCUGAAGUUCUGUAUAUGUGCACAACAAUAUGUAAAAUUCACAAAAAUGGUGAUUUAACAGUUCAAUGUCAGUUUUACUUUUGCUCUGAUUUUUUUUGGACUACUGCAGUUUGACAUUACUUUGUACAAGUGAUUUUUUUUCACAAUGUGAAAUUCAUGGCUAAUAAAGAUCAAAGAGUUUUUCUCUUUACUGUAAA
Molecule: messenger RNA, 5139 nt
Organism: Anguilla rostrata (American eel)
Lineage: Eukaryota; Metazoa; Chordata; Actinopteri; Anguilliformes; Anguillidae
Gene: enc1
Product: ectodermal-neural cortex 1
Exons: 3
Coding region: 373-2148 (591 amino acids)
Molecular function (GO): protein binding
Source: RefSeq, a predicted model, not a curated record